Lodderomyces orthopsilosis Co 90-125 is the source of this 1941-nucleotide messenger RNA. RefSeq names its product Hsp70 family ATPase. The record is from RefSeq and is a predicted model, not a curated record. Gene Ontology annotation, molecular function: misfolded protein binding; ATP binding; heat shock protein binding. Gene Ontology annotation, biological process: protein refolding; cellular response to unfolded protein. Bases 1 to 1941 code for a protein of 646 amino acids. Gene Ontology annotation, cellular component: cytoplasm; mitochondrion. Lineage: Eukaryota; Fungi; Ascomycota; Pichiomycetes; Serinales; Debaryomycetaceae. The transcript has a single exon.
AUGCUACAUACUGUCAAGAAAUUAACAUUUCAUUCAUUGAAAAGAAUUCAGCCUAAUCUCCACAUUACAAGAUUCAAACACGUCUUGGGUAUAGAUUUGGGUACGACAAAUUCUGCAGUGGCCUACGUGGGCUCGGAUAAAGAGCCCCACAUUAUUGAAAAUGAGGAAGGAAAAAGGACGACACCAUCCAUUGUGGCAUUUGAUGACCAAAAAACUUUGGUAGGGAUACCCGCAAAAAGGCAAGCCAUAAUAAACCCCCAGAACACCUUUUUCGCAACUAAGAGGUUGAUUGGUAGAAAAUUUGAAGACAGUGAAGUACAGAGGGAUAUCAGAAAUGUACCUUAUGCAAUAGUACCAAACAAGCAGGGAGAUGCAGUGCUAAGGACUUCCACCGGUCGUGAAAUAAGUCCUUCUGAGAUAGGAGGUUUAAUUCUACAAAAGAUGCAGCAGAUUUCAGAAAAGCAAUUGGGUGAAUCCAACAUCAACCAAGCGGUUGUUACUGUACCAGCUUAUUUCAAUGAUAGUCAAAGACAGGCUACUAAAAACUCAGGUAAGACAGUGGGGUUGGACGUGCUUCGUGUCAUAAAUGAACCUACUGCGGCAGCACUUGCCUACGGCUGUGACAAAUCAAGGAGAGAGGGAAUUGUUGCUGUUUUCGAUUUUGGGGGCGGGACUUUUGACAUUUCUAUUUUGGAUAUCGAGGAUGGCGUUUUUGAAGUCCGGGCAACAAAUGGAAAUACGCACUUGGGUGGUGAGGAUGUUGAUAUCAUUUUGUUGAAACGUAUCAUCGAAAGCUUUAAAGAAAAGUAUGGAAUUGAUUUGUCUAAAAACGAGCUUGCUGUGCAGAGAAUACGAGAGGUUGCGGAAGAUGCUAAAAUUGAGUUGUCGAAAGUAAAGGAAACUGAAAUUAACAUUCCAUUUAUCUAUGAGGACAAACACAUCAGAUUCAAAUUAACGGAGGAUGAACUUGAUGAGAUGUCGAUGCCCAUAAUAGAUCAGGUAAUUGAGCCUGUCAAGAGGUGUGUGAGAGAUGCAGAACUUAAAUUCAAAGAUAUUGAUGAAAUCCUUCUAGUUGGAGGCAUGACUAGAAUGCCCAAGAUUAGGAAGGUUGUGGAAGAGCUUUUUGGUAAAAAGCCCAGUACUGCGGUUAAUCCCGACGAAGCCGUAGCUCUUGGUGCCGCAAUUCAAGGUGCCGUACUUUCUGGUCAAGUUAAGAAUGUGGUGUUACUCGAUGUCACGCCAUUGUCGUUGGGAAUCGAGACAUAUGGCGGAAUUUUUAGUCCUUUGAUACCAAGAAACUCGGCAGUUCCCAUAAAAAAGGAGCAGAUGUUCUCUACUGCAGUAGAUGGACAAACUGGUGUUGAAUUGCGCGUUUACCAAGGUGAGCGAAUGCUUGUAAAGGACAACAAGUUGAUCGGUCAAUUUAAGCUCUCAAAUAUACCCCAAGGACCUAAAGGUACGCCACAGAUUUCCGUUCAGUUUGAGAUUGACGCUGAUGGUAUUAUCAAUGUCAGUGCAUCAGAUAAAACACCCUAUCCGAAAGACUCACCUCACUAUGGGAAACAAAAUACUGUGUCAAUACAAGUUACCGAAGUGGGAUUGACUGAUGCAGAAGUGGAGAAAAUGAUUCAGGAGAGUAACAGGAAUAAAGAAGCAGACGAAGAGAUGAAAAAAUACUACGAGCAUGCAUCAAGAGCAGAGAUACUAUGCACAGACACGGAAGUUGCUUUAAUUCAGUUUGGUGAAAUGAUGGAGAACCCAGAAAAGGAGAGUAUCCAGAGUUAUAUUGACCAAAUUAAAGAAUGCAUCAAUGAUAUAAGAAGUAACAGGAAGCUACACGAUCCUAAAUUCCUCAAUGACAAACUCAAUGAAAUGCAGAAGGAAUGCAUGGAAGCAAUCAAAAAAGUCGCCAUCAAACAACAAGAGCAAGAAAGUAAAUAG